Molecule: messenger RNA, 318 nt
Organism: Botrytis sinoallii
Lineage: Eukaryota; Fungi; Ascomycota; Leotiomycetes; Helotiales; Sclerotiniaceae
Exons: 3
Coding region: 1-318 (105 amino acids)
Source: RefSeq, a predicted model, not a curated record
AUGGAAAUGAAAGCCCAUUUCAUCAAUUCUCUACAUGAUGUCUUGACUUUGCACGGCUUGGGACAAAGAAGCAAAUCUUACCGUGGUACGAAGUACUCAUCAGCACCUGAUGGUGAAUGUUACUUGGGUACUGAUACUGAUAAUGGUACUGAUACUGAUACUGAUAAUGGUACUGAUACUGAUACUGAUAAUGGUACUGAUACUGAUACUGAUAAUGGUACUGAUACUGAUACUGAUAAUGGUACUGAUACUGAUAAUGGUACUGAUGCUGAUACUGAUACUGAUACUGAUGCUGAUUCUGAUUCAUCACCUACCUAG